GUGACUGCCCUCAUUGGUGACUCUCAGGCCGCCAUGCUGGGUGAAGGUUGUUUGGCCAAGGGCGACACAAAGCUGACUCUGGGAACGGGCUCCUUCCUGAACUCCAACCUCGGUUCCAAAACAAUUCCCCCACCAAAAGGUACGUUAUGCCAUCAAUUUAGUGUCAAUAAUUUGGGCAGCUUCUCACGGCUUCGAAUACGAGAGAAAGUGUGUAACAAACAACUAACAGUUUUAAACGUUCAGGAAAAUCAAUAUUCAUGUGACGUGUUUUCCGAUUGGCAGGAUUGUCAGUCCAGGCUAGUGGGUGUUACUUGCUUUUCGUCAUUCGGCUGUGUUUGGUCGCGUGCGUUGAUUUUGGCUUAG
Dibothriocephalus latus is the source of this 363-nucleotide messenger RNA. The record is from the annotation of a GenBank genome assembly. NCBI's taxonomy places the organism in Eukaryota, Metazoa, Platyhelminthes, Cestoda, Diphyllobothriidea, Diphyllobothriidae.